AUGCAACGCUCGCACUCUCUGCGUCAUGAAUGUAACCGGAUCAUUCUACGCUCUUGUCCCGCGCGAAUUAUAGCGUACUACCAAGACCGACAGGCCGACGUCCCUCUUCAUUCCAGCAAUGAUCAGCCCUGUGCGGCCGUGGUAGCGGACCACAGCCAUUACAUCCCCGAUAGCUUUCAACGCGAGACAAAGAGCUUUCAGGUGACAGGGUUACGGAACUUGACUGGCUCUGCCGUCAAGGUAAGCCAAAGUCUUGCCUCUAGCGAGAAAGCUAUUGAGGCACCAGACGGCGAGCAUUUUAUGGAGAUGAUCAUUGGCUAUCUUCGAUCACAUCCGGACGAUCCUUCCACAAAGAAGAAUGUCGUAGAUUGCGAUGGCAAAGCAGCCUGUGACACGAUUCAGGGACUGCUCCAGCGACAACAAAUGGAGAUCUAG
Molecule: messenger RNA, 435 nt
Organism: Aspergillus welwitschiae
Lineage: Eukaryota; Fungi; Ascomycota; Eurotiomycetes; Eurotiales; Aspergillaceae
Exons: 1
Coding region: 1-435 (144 amino acids)
Source: RefSeq, a predicted model, not a curated record